AUGAACUACUCACGAAAUUUUGAGAAAUAUUCUGUCACUGUAUCUACUAAUUAUCAUGGAUUCAUACUUGUUGAAAUAUUUCUUAACUUUUUUUCACAUUUAGUGUAUUAUCUGUUUAUAUUCGGCUACAAACCACUUCAUACAGACCACAGAACACCUCUCUACUUGUGCCUCCCUCCAGUCAAUUCAUCCCUGCAUCAAAAUGCAACCUCCCAACCAAUCAUAGUCGGUCAUGCUGGUGCUGGUGUAAAACGUGCACAUCAUGGUAAAGGGCUUGAAUGGCCUGAGAACACAAUAUGCGCCUUUCGACGUGCUGAGCAACUUGGAGUAACAAUGGUGGAAUGUGAUGCAAAUAUCACAAAAGAUUCUGAAGUCGUUUUACACCACAACUUCACACUAGGAGUAUGUGAGCAACCGAGAAAAUCUGAAAACGAUCCACCAACUUUCAUUUUGGAACAUAAAACUGAUGGUGUAGUAAAUGAAAAUAGCACAGAUCUGAUUGUGAACUACCAAUUAUCUGAAAUUCGCAACUUGUUGAGAAAGGUCAAUGGAACGAUCGGUAGUGCAAACAUUAUCCAAAGUCAGUAUCCUAGUCCCUCAACAAUGAGUGAUCCUAUUCCAAAUAUUCAUGGUAAAGAGGCUGAACCAAUACCGUUAUUAAAAGACGCAUUCUACCAAACUUCCACAAACCUAAGCUUUAACGUAGAGCUAAAAUAUCCCAUAGAAACGCCAUAUAAUCUAAUUGCUGAAGCAUUAAUUAAACAUGAACCUGUCGAAUCUUCUUUACCAACACCGUCCUCAUAUUUCUAUAAGAUCAACAAAUUCUGUGAUACAAUAUUAGAUACAAUAUGGUUAAAUGCUGGACCCAGAUACGUUAUACUAUCUUCAUUUAACCCUGACGUAUGCUUAACUUUAAGGUUAAAGCAAUCUUUUUUUCCAGUCUUGUUUAUUUCCCGUGGUGGUUAUCCAAAUGAUAGUAGUCACAAGUCAGAUCCACGACACCACAACAUAUUCUCUGCAAUAAGUUGGGCACAUAUAAUGAACUUAAAUGGGAUUGUUACCGUGGGAUAUCAUUUCGGUUCGACAAAUGAUGUGGAUGAAAGGCAGCUCAAAUAUCUUGAAGCGGAUUUAGAGAGUAAACAGCUAUCCUGUUUUGUGUAUGGUGAUGGUGUGUCUGAAAUCCGUUUUUAUAGAAAAGCAUCACAACUUAACUUGACUGGAGUAAUCGUUGAUCGGUUAGAUGAAUUUAUGCAUAUGUACCAUGAACAAUGCAAAACAAGUACGCAAUUAGAGUCUCCAAACCUUUAAUUAAUUUCAUGAAUUUUAAACAUAUAUAUUUAAUUGAUAGACAGUAAAUUUGUACAAUUAACUUUUUCUGUAAAAAAUGUUUACUGGUAUAAAGACAAUUUAGUUAAAGAUCACAUGUAUAUUUAGUUACGUACUUUUUUUGUGUAGUACGUAAAAGUUUGUACAUAAAAAUCUCAACAAACCUCUAAGAAAUAUUUACAUAUGGAAAGCAGAAGUUAGUGAACGUAAAUAAUUGGAAGUUUAGAUGCAUUGGAAGACUACUUUAUCACACAAGGCAACUGCUAAUGCUUUUGGGCACUUUUGAUUCGAUCUAGUCUUCGUUUCAAAUCCAUUAGUUCAGUGGUGGACAUAGUAGGCCUUUGUUCUGUUUCAGGUCGAAUAUUUUCAUCAGGAGAAUCACCUUUUGGUUGAACCAUAUUCUGAAGAAUAAAAUUUUAUUUGUUAUGCAUAAUUUAAAGUUAAUCUCUAUAUGUGAACAGCGAAAGUAAUCCUUCACCAGAAAUCACCAAUAAAUCUUGUGCUAUUGCUGAAAACUUCGAUUUCAAAUCACUGUUUUGAUAAUACAGAUGAUCAGUUGGAGACCGUAGCGAAGAUCUAUCACACUACAUGUAUACUCAGAUAAUAAACCUCAAAACUGCUACAGUAAGCUAUAACAAACAGACACUCGACAAUUAUACGUUAGUUGUUGCACUACUUCACAUGUUUCUACAUAAGCAGUUGAAUCCAAAUGAAUAUGAACGAGAAGAAUAAUUCUACAUCAAAGUUUCAGAAAUAAUUGCAACUAGUUCAGUUUAGCUUUACCCAGCUCAGUUUUGGUAGUUAUUUCGUAGUCUUUGUAAUUGCAAGUAGAGGUCAGUACAAAUAUUUUUUUUCAACUUAAUUUGCACGACUGUUAGUAAACAUGGGUUCAAAGUCUGAUCAAAACACACUAUUUAAUAACAAAUUUUAAAAACCGCAACUAGUUCACUGGAGCAAAAUUUGUGUGGAGUUCAUACAAAUCCUGUUAAAUUUGUUGUACACUUGAAAUUAGUGACAUCCAUGUUCAAAUUUAAUGAUAAUUUAGAAAUGAACGUCGAUAAAUGACGAUUGAAUCAAGUAAUUUUUAUGACAAUUGUGUUUAGUCGAAACCUGUUAUUUUGUGUUCAGUUGGGAGUACUUCCUUACUGGUUUUUGUUGAUUGUUUGAAAGUGCAAGAAGCAUAACCAAUACAUUUUUACUUUUGAAAUGCACACGAAUCUAAUCAGGUCUCGCAAAGCUACUUACUUUUGAAAUAGACUUACUCGAAGAGUUGUUUCAAAGGCUGUAUUUUGUGAACCAGCUUCAUCAGAUGGCCCAAUAUUAUCAUCAAUGUUCGUUGUGGAUACACCACCAAGACCCAGUUCUCUUCGUAGCAUCGCCAAUCGAUUCAUAAAUACUUUGGGAUCAGUUAGUUGGCCAUUAGAAAUAUCUGCAUCAAAAUCUGGAUUCCAAUUAGGACGCGCUAAAAUGCCAUUAGUCUGUCAAAAAAUAAGGACAGUAUACUAGACACGAAAUUUGGAAUCAACACAAUGAUAUCAGUAUAUAGGUAAAAAGCAUCAUUAUAGAAUUUACUGUAUGGCCGCAGUGUUCCGACUUAUCUAUUCAAGCAUAACAGCUUAUGAGCUUAUUGUUUAAAGUGAGUAAAGCAAAUAUCUAUUUCAUUGAGCAACAACUGAUAGUAAGAUAACUUCUACUAUCGGACAAGAGAUUUUGG
Messenger RNA from Schistosoma mattheei, 3040 nucleotides. NCBI's taxonomy places the organism in Eukaryota, Metazoa, Platyhelminthes, Trematoda, Strigeidida, Schistosomatidae. The record is from the annotation of a GenBank genome assembly.